Messenger RNA from Meyerozyma guilliermondii ATCC 6260, 462 nucleotides. RefSeq lists its product as uncharacterized. NCBI's taxonomy places the organism in Eukaryota, Fungi, Ascomycota, Pichiomycetes, Serinales, Debaryomycetaceae. The coding region runs from base 1 to 462 and encodes 153 amino acids. The record is from RefSeq and is a predicted model, not a curated record. The transcript has a single exon.
AUGUCUGUUCAGCUAUCUCCAGAGCUCGAAUUAGAAGUGGAUCGCAUAAGACAAAUAGAAAAUGACAACCGAGAUGUGGUCGAGAGCUUUCGAUGGUUUGACAACCGUGACUCCGAUCUUGAUGACCUUAUGCUUCCUGAAAAUAGAUACGAAUUAGGGGAAUCCGAGUCAUUAACCUUCCUCUACAACUUGUUAUACGACGAGGAAUCCAUACUAUCAAAAGCGGAUAUACUCCGCAUUCUCACCUCUCUCAAAAGCAGGGAAGACACUUCGACAUUUUCCGUGGACUCGCUCGAACACUGUGAUGUUCAGGGCAUUCAGUGGCCGGCCCACUUGCGAGAAAAAUUCAUACUAGAUCGUGAUCGAGUCGGUUUGGAUUCGUGGUUUUACAGCAUUGAAAACCUGCGCCAGAAAGUCAGAGAAGUAAGUGAGAUCAUUUUUUUGGCUUUUCUUCAGUACUAA